GUACUGUGGAGUCCACGCGGAGGCGGUGCAGGCGUCGUCGGAACGGCGUGCUAAUGCGCAGGCGCGGGGCUGAAGCUUCGGCCCCUCGGGGAGCUUGGAGAUGGCGGCUGCCGGGGACGCUUCGCGGGAGCCGGCGGCCUCGGAACCGCCGGUGGAGCUGCCUGCCUCGGUGCGGGCGAGCAUCGAGCGGAAGCGGCAGCGGGCGCUGAUGCUGCGCCAGGCCCGGCUGGCGGCCCGGCCCUAUCCGGCGACAGCGGCGGCGGCGGCGGCUACCGGAGGUGUGGCUAAUGUAAAAGCAGCCCCAAGGAUCAUUGACACAGGAGGAGGCUUCAUUCUGGAAGAGGAAGAAGAAGAACAACGUACAACUGGAAAAGUUGUCCAUCAACCAGGACCUGUUAUGGAAUUUGAUUAUGCAAUCUGUGAAGAGUGUGGUAAAGAAUUUAUGGAUUCUUACCUUAUGACCCACUUUGAUCUGGCAACUUGUGAUAACUGCAGAGAUGCUGAUGAUAAACAUAAGCUCAUAACAAAAACAGAAGCCAAACAAGAGUACCUUCUGAAAGACUGUGAUUUAGAGAAAAGAGAGCCGGCUCUUAAAUGUAUUGUGAAGAAGAAUCCUCAUCAUUCACAAUGGGGUGAUAUGAAACUCUACUUAAAAUUACAGAUUGUGAAGAGGUCUCUUGAAGUUUGGGGUAGUCAGGAAGCAUUAGAGGAAGCAAAGGAAGCUCGACAGGAAAACCGAGAGAAAAUGAAACAGAAGAAGUUUGAUAAGAAAGUAAAAGAAUUACGGCGAGCGAUAAGAAGCAGCGUGUGGAAAAGGGAGACAGUUGCUCAUCAGCAUGAGUAUGGACCAGAGGAAAACCUAGAGGAGGACAUGUAUCGGAAGACUUGUACCGUGUGUGGCCAUGAGCUGACCUAUGAGAAGAUGUGACUUAAGUUAUUCACAGAUGAAUGGGACACUCAUGUAAAUAACGCUUCUGGAAGAAAUAUAUAUGUUACAGCUUCAGUUUCCGGUCUGGUUGUGGGCAAAUACUGGGUCUGUGAUUGCUUUUCUCUACAGUAGGAAUUAAAGCCAAGGAGGUGGAAUAGGUUCAAAAGUAAGCUUCGAGCUAAAGUUGAGAAAUACACCGAACCAAACCCUAGAUUGGAAUAGGAGGAGGAACUUUUGGUAAAGGCAACUGAAGUUAAUUUUUCUAGGAAACAACAGGGACAGUAGUAGAUCCUGGCCCCAGAGGCUAGCCAGGUCUUCUAGACCCUGUCUCCACAUGAGGUAGUGGGGAGUGUUGUUGGACAAGGCCUGACAGCAGGAAUUGAGUCGUGGCAGUCUGAUCAUGUUUUUGGUAUCCUUAUGGCUUAUUACCAUAGGCCCUAACAUCCUUGUUGAGGUAGCCCUUUUAAUCUGGAUUAAAAUGGAAAAACAGCCAUAUUGUCUUCUUGAUCAGAAAAGGUACUAAGUGUAUCCUAACUUGCUAACAUUUUACAGAGCACUUACUGGACCAGGCGGGUGUGAUGUGAAAUGGCUUACAGGUAUUCUCAUUUAAUCCUGGGAGGGAAGAUAAUUUGUUUAUUUCACACUUCUAAAGGAAUUGAUACUACAACCUGACAUCGCCCCAGACAUCUGGAACAAGAUUAGUCACUUUUGCCUGUCUUGUCAAAAGAUCACAAGGUAGUUACAACUAGUAAGAGGAUUUGUGCUUGAUUAUAGGAUCUAUGCAAGAUAGAUAGAUAGAUACACACACACACACAAAACCUGUUCAAGUUAAACUGGAUAUUAUCAAGUUGUUCUUUGACUUGGCUUUUUUAGUCCUGUUGCUACAAAUAGAAAAAAUAGGAAGUUUAUAUGUAAAGGAAGGUGUAUCAUCUUCCUUUCUAGAUCAGCUCUCCUGGAGAGGAUGCUUGAAGAAAGGCAAAUCUAAACUAGUCCAACUCAAAUAGAAUUUUGAGACUGUAAUUACUAAUCAUUCUCUAAGAAUUCAACCUAGAAAUGUUUACUAUAUUAGUCCAGUGUUGAUAUAUAUAUAAGUGUGCCAUGCUAAUUACUGACUGGUUCAGAAUGGGCAGCAAGAUGCUCCUGGUACCACAAAAGAGCUUCCAGCUUGAUGUUAACAGAGUAAUGAGGGGGUCUAGGCAGCUUUAUUAACUGCAUGGGCAAUAAAAAGCCUUGAAUACCAGGAACUUAGGUUCAAAUUCCUCUUUUUUAGCUGUGGACCUUGGGUACGUUGUUUCAUGGGAGUAUUUUGAUCUGCUGGAUGGGCACAAUCAUCUCACAGAGAAUGGUUGUGAGGAUUAAAGAUAGCCAAUCUAUGGCAUGUGGCACUUGAGCACGUAAUCUCAUCAGGACAGCACAGUUCUAGAUUUGUCUGGUUUCCCAGACAAAUGCUUCUGUGCACGCUUUCAUCACUUGAAGAGGAUCCAGUAUCCAGAGAAUACUGACCACACAAUGUAUUCUACCCAGGUUGGCAAGUUUUUUCCUCAUUUCUCAUUUUUAGGUAUAAUUACAGAUUAGUAAAUUAUAUAACAAACUAUUAAAUACUUUCCAGGAAGAGCAAGCAAACUUAUUUUCAUAUGAACCACUGCCUGCAUUAUUCCUGGAAGGGAGAUUGAGAAUCAAGGAAAACAAAGCACAUGUUUGUUCACUCUGACAAAGGAAAUGUUAAAUGGCAUUGAUAGAGUAUUCAACAGAAUAUUGAUUUCUUUGUGAGGUAUGGUAGUGAGCUGCCAUUCUUUUGUCUGUAUGAGCUGCUUGAGUGGGGAAAGCAGCUGCUGAAUGUUUUUGCUCUUUGCCUUUCUUUUGAAAUUCAACUUCCAGUUUUUUCCAUAAACUUAGCUACCAAACUGUACAAGAGCAGGGUCCCAUCAGUGAAUUCUUAUGAGAAGCAAUAUUACACGUGAAGAGAGGAUGCAAGAGAAAAAUUCCUCUAGACUUGGGAUCCAGCAGGUAUACCAGCCAAACUGCAGGUACGCUGGGCUAGGGAAGGCUACAGGACAGUGUAGGGUCAAAGUUUCCAGAGCCAUAAAUGGUUAUUGUUUUGGCCUCUUGAAGACAAGAGCCAUGUCUGACUUGCGGGAAGGAGGAACAGCAUAACCAAAGAAUAUUUAGACAAGAACCUGGGUUUUGGUCCCUUUUAUGCUGGUAACUUGCAUUCUUUGUUUAAAUGGUUGGUAUUUAAAAAUCCUAGGAAUUCUUCUCUCUUGAGUAGAAUCUCUUCUCUCUUUAGCUACUAAAUGUGGCGUAAACCAAAGAAACUGAAUAGGAAAAAUGCUAAUGCAUGCCUCUGAAAUUUACGAUGCAGUAAGUUAAUACCUGUGUUGCACAGAUGCCCAGGAAUACUACUUACCAGUUGUGGGGUUGUUGAUAAAUUUUUAAGUUUAGUAAAGUCUUAAAAUGCUAGCGAUUUGCAAUGUCAGGGAAUCCCUUAGAUGUGAUUAUUUCAUGUGCGUGUUUAUCUGAGCUAAGCUUCAAUACCCUAUGGGAAACAGGCUCAAGAAUUAGUAAUUACUUGGAUCAAGUUCUUUAGAAACAAAGUCCAAACCUACAUAGAAUUCCAAGUACAGUUUUAGCUAGUCUAGCUACUUCUGUUGCCAGUUCAACAUGUACUUCCCUAGUGGACCUUGGACAAAUCUGAGACUAGAGGAGAUGACCAGAUGGUUCCAAGGUCAUGGUUCCCACAGCUGCCUGCACACUGGGAGGCUUUAGAAUGAUGGCUGGCUCCACUUCACCCCCCAGAUACUGUGGUUUAAUUUAGAAAAUAACUGAAGAAUUUGGGUAGUGCUACUCUGAAUAACAUUUAUUAAUAUUACUUAAAAUACUUUAGAGAAAGAAUUCUAAGUGAGGGAAGUACAACUUCCAUAAGAAAGCGAUUUUUAAGUAGACUGAGAUAAAUCAUGAAAUACCGAAGUUUAAAAAACAUUUAGUUUUAUUUCAGCCAUAUCAGGUUAUCCAUGAGCUGUGAAAAGCUACGCUACUUGAUAGUAAACCCACCAGUUCUAUAUACUACUUUGUAAGCUGGACCUCUAGUGUUUACAUACCUUAAAUCACUUAUCUUUUGUGCCUUAAGGAAAAAAAAAUACCAGAAAAGUUGUAUCUGUCACAUAUAUAAUACAUCCUAUGGUCAUUGUCACAUAGUCGGGAGUUUUCGCUUUGUAGGGGCCAUUGAAGGUAACCAAUGCUCUAUUCUUCACCGUCCUCCCCCUCCCCCCCCCAAUAAGUGAAAGGAUGCUACAAGAAAGCAAGCAUUCAAACCAUCAAAAAAUAAGACCAGUUAUUUUGAGAGAUUUUAAAAAAAUCUUGACAAGGGAAUAAAAGGACCCUUAGGCCUGUAGGGCACAGAACUGCUGGAACACAGCCAGGAUAUGCGGGUCUAACUCGGCAGUGAAGAGCAGGUUCUCCAGGGUCACCAUGUAUUGCUGGAUUAUUUGGUGAUGCUGUGGACACAGAAAAGGGGAGGUUUAGGUCAGGAAAAAGACCACUUGAGCAGCCUGUUCCUGUUGUGGAACGAAUGGGAAGGGGUAGGAGAAAAAAAGUGGUUAUACUUGAUAGGAAGGAUGGGCUCCUAAAAAGCUCCAAUGUUAAGAAAAUGUAGAGGAAAAAAAAAAAAAAAGGCAGGGAGGAUGUUCAAUAACUUAGAAACAAAGUAGCCAGAACUGGAUUUGAAUGUAAACAUAAUUUAUGCUUCAGAGCAGAGCCUUCCAGACCGGGCACAGCUGGGUCCCUACUGAUGAGGACAAGACAGCAGGACUCUUUAAAGGGAGCCCAAAGAUUAAAAACAAUCCAGGAGGAUUAAAACUAUGGUUGCUGAAACAUGAGAAAAGAUACUCUGCAGUAUUUUCCUUUUACUGGUUAGACAUUUAAAAUUUUCUUUUACAAAAACAUAAGAGAUCACUGGCUAAUUUCUCUACUAACUACUCUAUAAAACAAGAAACCCAAACUUCAUUUUAUCUGUCAAAUAGCUCAUCUGUCUCACUGAAAGUCUAGGACUUGUUGAGGCUCUGUGGGGGGUGGGGGAGGUCAGAAAAUGAAUAUCUCUUCUAACUUUGCCUGUAGGACUUGCACAUACAGAGACUUCUACAGGCUUGGAGAACAGCAAUUCCUAAAUCGGAGAGCUGGAGGACCCAUUCGAACCUAAAUACUCUGAGCCAUUGUAGGAACAAAUGGACAGUAAAAGGCCUUACAGGUACUACAAAACCUCCUGACAAAUCUGACUGUUUUUUAAAAUGGACAAUUCUUGGGGCUGAGAACAGUGAUGGUUAUUAUCUAACCAGAGUUUCCCACAAACCUGUAAGAAGAUCUGCUGGAGCCUCUCUAUACAGUUCUUGUACCACGGGGUUAAUACGCUGGUCCCAUCAGUCUCGCAUCGUACUAAGUGCUCAGUCAAGAUCAUGAUAAAACGCUGGAAAGGGGGUACAAAGUUAAAGCAGUGUUACAGGAAGAAUUUUUCUACUUCAGAAAACAAUCACAUUUUUGACCAAGAGACCUCAAAGGCAUUCCUGUUCCACUUGGUCUUCAUGGUGUGUAUCACCAACUUCCCUAAGUCAAUAUAUGCUGUCAGUCUAGAAACACAGACCAGUGCUAACAUGAGCGUAUCCUUUUUUUCAGUACAUGAACAGCUUUAAUAUCUAGAUUACUAUGCCCUUCUCAGCAUCUGUUUUUAAGGACCUAAUCAGAAAUGUAGGUAUAAAAUGAUCAACAAUUGGGAAUAACUGAAUAGAGAGAGGUACUUAAAGCAUCCUCGCACAGUCUGAGAAAUGGUCCUGUAAGAACGCUAGGCGAAUACCGCAGACUGGGGGGUACACACGGUUACCUUCAAGUAGUGAACUUUUACUUCCUUUGUAAAUUUUUGUAUUUUAAAGUUUUAUAAGUGAUUUUUACGAUUAAAAAAUUUUUGAAAUCUAAAGAAA
Mustela lutreola (European mink) is the source of this 5895-nucleotide messenger RNA. It is a transcript of the gene XPA, whose product is annotated as XPA, DNA damage recognition and repair factor. Gene Ontology annotation, cellular component: nucleotide-excision repair factor 1 complex. The record is from RefSeq and is a predicted model, not a curated record. Lineage: Eukaryota; Metazoa; Chordata; Mammalia; Carnivora; Mustelidae. Gene Ontology annotation, biological process: UV-damage excision repair; nucleotide-excision repair involved in interstrand cross-link repair; base-excision repair. Gene Ontology annotation, molecular function: damaged DNA binding. The transcript has 6 exons. The coding region runs from base 101 to 928 and encodes 275 amino acids.